AUGUACAACCCUGUUCAGCGGCCUGCUCGCUGCCUACAAGUCCCACUCAACACCUCGCAGAAACAUCAUCAUCACCAUCACCCCUUGACGCGGUUCACCACCCACCCGACGCGGUCGCGUAGUGCACCAGACAAUGAGCGCGUCCACAUGUCCCCCAACGCGCCUGACACAUCGACGAGCCCGGGCGAGGUAGCAUUCGCCGACGACGCCGACCGCUUCGUCCCGAAACCCCUGAUCGACGACCUGCUGCGCACGCGCUACUGCAUCCCCGGAUCUGUCUUUCUCGUCGAGGACAUCGAGUCGCUCCCUGUGCCGCGCUCGAGACGAUGGAGGGCCGUGAGGCUGAUGCUUGGGGAUGGCGAGUUGUGUAUACAGGCGCUCCUCCGCGGGGAGAUGCAUCGCUUCCUCGAUACGGGCGCUGUGAGGGUCGGGUGCUACGUACGGUUGGAGGAGUUCACCGUCCGCUUCCAGGACGUCGCCGGCGAUCACCUUCCCUCUGGACGGAUGCGGCAGAUGGUCUACUUGGUCGUCCAUGAUCUGGUCACUGUUGGAUGGCACACGUCACUCACAACCCCAGACGUGUAUCCCCAAAGAGCGCAGGAGCCCGCGGCAGAUGACGAUUUCAUCUCGGAUAGCGACGUGGAUGUUGCCAACGCGGAAGCAGUCAAACUUCCUACGCGGACACGAGAUCCGAAACCGCAGAACCCACCACCCUCGACGCCGAGGCCGCAACCACGAGAUAAUCACUCGAUGGAUGAACAGAACGAGGAAGCCGACGAUGCCGAAGAAGGAUUCGAGGUUAUGCAAGUGUCGGAAACCAAGGCGACGCAGAGGAGAGCCGAGGCGAAGAGCAUGCCAGCAGCUGGUGUCGCCCUCCCGCGAGACUGGACAGACCCGAGCAUCCCGCUGAAAUUGACGCCUCUACGAUCCAUCCCGAACCUACCAUACAAACAGAAUUGGUCCGUCAACGUCCUGGCCGUCGUGACGUCCCUCUCCGACGUCGAGCCAUCCCAUAUGCCUCCGCAUAACCAAAGGACGGCGCGGCUUGCUGAUCCCAGCACCGGCAAGCAGGUCAUCCUAACGGUCUUUCUCGACGCGGAGGAGUUCAGACCUAGGGUUGGUAGCGUCGUGCUCCUCGUCGGAGUCAAGAACCAUCGAUUCGACGGCGGCUGCUUGAAGAAGUACGUCAGCGAUAGGCCCAAGCCGGGACGCCGCUGGUGGUUCGAGGAGCCCCGGCAGUUCGAUUGGUGCGACGUAGAGGGCAUGGAGCAGUGGUGGCGGCAGCAGUCACAACAACAAGGGACGACCUUUGGCAACGCAUGACUCGGAGGGCACACACUUGCCACACGCAAACAACAUCAAACGACACGUACAUGAGUCUCAAGAACGGCAACGAGUCUUGGUAUUGGUUUCAUGCUACAAUCUAGCGUUCGUUGUUGCACUGCAUGGAACUUGCGAGCCCAAUACUCCUCUCACCUCAGGCUAUGCUCAAUUUGAGGCACAUGCCAGAGGAGGAAACGCCUCUUCAUCCUGUCUAGUUCAACCCCCACGCGCCUAGAACGUUCCGUCCACCCCCGUUUGUCCCCUUGCCGCUCUGCAUCUCCAGCCGCUUGACCCGGUUCACGAGCAGCCCCACGCAGAUUGGGCCGAUGAUUGUGCAGAGCGUAAUGGCCCACGUCACCAUCAGGAAUAGCUCGGAGGGCUGAUUGGGGGCACCCGUCCCGCCGCUGAAGAUGCCAGUGCUCUCGGCCAAGGCUGAGAUCAAGUAUCCGAUUUCACCGCGAGCGACCAUGGCGAAGCCGAGAAUGCAGGCCGGGUACACGGAGACAGGCAUCUCUGGCUCCGGAGAUGCGUUCUUCGGGGUGUUCGCGGCUUGCGGAGGAUUGAAAGGCUGGAGAGGCACCUCGCUGGCCUGACCGUCCUCCUGCUGGUGUUGCUGGUGAUCUCGCUGUGGCCUCGUCUCGCCGCUAUUAGGGGACGCAUCCGUCCCGGUACCCGCGCACUGCGCUCCAGGAGCAAGCUUCUUGGACUGUUUCUUGCUCGCGCCAGAUAUCUUCGCGGCAACCCGCUGCACCGUUUGAAGGGGGCUUGCAAAGGACAACAGCCACAGCCCGCAAAGCAUCUUGCUCACCAUCAUCAGGAUGGUGUAAACGACUCCACGCCACACAAUGGGGCCGGAGAACAUUCUCGUUAUUGGGACGGAGAAGCCGAUGGAUGCCUGAGAAAGUCAGCCCGAUUGUCGAUACAUCGAAAUAGAAAAACAACUCACGAAGAAGAAUGGCUUUAAAACAUGUUCAACGGCCUUGCUGUAGUAAUGCUCGUAGAUGUUGACGCCCGAGUUGUACGUCUCUGGCUCGCGAACAUCAGGAGCCGUCGCCGUCGCCGCUGCCGCUGCCGAUGCAACAGCAGCACUUGCCUCUAUUGACGAGCCGGUCCUGACGGCCUUUUGAUUGGGCGUAGUCGACGAGGACCCUACUGCAGAUGCCACUGUCAUGCUGCGGGCGCGAGCUGCGAGAUGAGGCACCUCGCUAUCCCACCAGCUGAUGGUCGCGCCUGCGACGUAGGCUGCAAGUAGGCUCGAGGUACCAGCGAACGUCCCUCCGACCACGAGGCCAAAUAGCCAACACGUGUGGAGGACGAGCGCAGUCUGCCGCAGACGCAAGAUGUCAUCCAGUUUCGAGCCGGGGCUCUUCUCACGCAUCGCAUUCAACCGGAGCGUCAACGGUCCUACGAUGAACUUGCACGCCGCCGGCACCAGCGUCGCGAAGCCCAACGAGACGAGGACCGGCCGGACCACGGUGACGGCGUUGAACCCGCCGCUGCCGCCGCCGCCUAGGUUCGAGACGAUCUGGACCAUGAUCAAGCCGAUGACGUCGUCCAUCAUGGCGGCGCUCGUCAAGACGACGCCCAUGCGCGUUGUCGUGAGGCCGCUGGUGCCGAGGACCGUGAAGGUCGUGCCCAGGCUGGUCGAGCAGAGGGCGGCGCCGGCGGCGAAGGCCUGCAGCGGGGAUGCGCCGACCAUGGAGCCGAGGGUGAAGGACAAGCCCAUGGGUACGGCGAUGCCGGUAAUGGCGACGCCGAUGGACAGGAGGAGGUUCGCCUUGAGAGACCUGAACGAGGUAGAGAGGCCACCUGCAAAACGCUUGUUAGUCGUCGAAUUCAGCAUCGUAGGGGAUGCACAGAAACGUCUGAUUGGCUUCUCUCACCUUCAAAGACGAUCAGUAUCAAGCCGAGAUAGCCGAGCUGCAUGAUCGACUGCUCCAUCUCCUGGGGCAGCCAUUUGGCGCCGGGAGUGCCCCAGGCGAUACCAAGGAAGACCUGGCCGAUGAGGCCGCAGUAGACAAGCUUGUCGAGGGCGAAGUUGACGCCGUUGAGCAGCAGCAGGAAGCCCGAGAGGAUGAUGAUUGUGGUGAUGGAAGGCUCAUGGUAGGCCAGCGAGGAUUCGGAUAUCGCCAUUGUGAUCGACUGGGGGACGUGCCCUCGAGAAAAAAUUGAAUUCUGAUGAAGGAGUUUAACAAGAGAGGUCUGCUGCCGGUCCCUUGGGGUUAGACAUAUAUCCAGCAAUACGAGGGCCGAUGUUGAUCCAUCGCAAAGUCAUGUGAAGGGUGAAAAACGUUGCAGCU
Molecule: messenger RNA, 3623 nt
Organism: Colletotrichum destructivum
Lineage: Eukaryota; Fungi; Ascomycota; Sordariomycetes; Glomerellales; Glomerellaceae
Product: Putative nucleic acid-binding protein
Exons: 1
Coding region: 1-1323 (440 amino acids)
Source: RefSeq, a predicted model, not a curated record